Messenger RNA from Polistes canadensis, 4128 nucleotides. Its product is annotated as protein still life, isoform SIF type 1-like. Gene Ontology annotation, cellular component: synapse; membrane. Gene Ontology annotation, molecular function: guanyl-nucleotide exchange factor activity. Gene Ontology annotation, biological process: small GTPase-mediated signal transduction; activation of GTPase activity; positive regulation of axonogenesis. The record is from RefSeq and is a predicted model, not a curated record. NCBI's taxonomy places the organism in Eukaryota, Metazoa, Arthropoda, Insecta, Hymenoptera, Vespidae.
CGACGACGACGACGACGACAACAACAAUAACGAAGAGAAGGUGGAGGUGGAGGAGAACGGAGGUGGUGGUGGCGGUUGCGCCGGCGACCGGAGCCGCGCGUAAGUUAUCCGGUAAGUCGGAGAAGAUCGGUGGUGAUCGGACGCGAGUAUUCGAGUUUUUCCUCGAAUAAAGAGGGUUGCGCAAAGUGUGUCCACCCCGGCGGAGAAACAAGGGAUUGAGGAAAAAAAAACGAACGAACGAAAGAACGAACGAACGAACGGAUGGACGGAAGGAAGAAAGAUAUUACAGUGAUUUUUGUUGGUGUGUAAAGAACGGGGGGGAAGGAAGGGAAUAAGUAAGCAAUAAAUAGAAAACCGACUAAAUAAACAAAGAGAAAGAGAUCCGGUCAGUGAUUAAUUCCUCCUUUCUCCCUUAUUUUUUUUCUCAUUGUUGUUGUUGUUGUUGUUUUUUUUUUCUUUGUCCAUUCUCCCUUUCUUUCUUUCUUUUUUCAUCCCUCUCACAUAUCGUGUGCUAACAAUCGUUUCGCAAGGAUCCAACAACGAUCGGGCGGGGCGCUUUUGGUGAAAGAAGGGGCCUCCGAGGGGCGGCAACAAAAACAGGCCGUUCUCGUACGAGGGUGAGGAUGGACGGAGUGAGAGAUAUGUAGAGAGAUAGGGAAAGAUUGAGAGGAAGGGCAAAGGGUGAAGUGCGAAGUGAGGUGCCUAGGUGGAGGUGGUGGUGGUGGUGGUGUUGGUGUUGGUGGUGUUGGUGGUGGAGGAAGAGGAAUAGAAAGAAAGAGGGAGAGAGAGAGAGAACUAGAGAAGAAGGGGGCUGCGGGGCUCGGAGGGGGGCUAAGAGCAGCCGCGAGGGGGCGCAAGGCAGACGCAGCGAGAGAGGAUAUUGACAUUUUCGGCCGUGGGGACGCGCAUUCGUGAGGGUGGCCAAGAGGGGUACGGGAUAGUCGGCUCUCCGUCCGAUCCUGCAGUAUCCAUGGCUACGCCGUCGGCGAGGAUUUGGCGCAAAACACCGGAAAUACCGUGUGCAUGACUACGUUUACGACGGUGGAGGGCCGCGUACAAAGAGAAAAUCACCGAGGGCGAUUUUUGACGGCAUCGACCACUUCGGAGAUCGUCAUUCGCCAAUCGACGUGAUCAUGCCACGAAGAAGCUGAUGAAUUUAGACGAUCGCAAUGAUGUGACAAUAAAGAUACCUCUUUCUAAUCUCGAUUAUUUCGGGGAAUUGUCCCUGUUAUACAGUGCUUCCCAAACCUCAUACCAUAAAGAGAACACGAAGAUCGCUAAAAAAACUCCGGAAAUGGUAUUUCGAAACUGGUGCCAAAAGUCGACAGACAAGCCAAGUGAAAUUCGCAUAGUGUGUCAAAAAUUAAUACAAAAGGGAGACCUAUAACGAAAUACAAAGAAAUUAAAAUACAAGAAGAAAAUACUCAACCGAAAAUAAUAACAAAAAAAAAGAGGGAUAAUAAGAAAACAAAGAAGAAAAGGAUGAAAAGAUAAGAGAGAAGAGGAACAUACAUAAUAUAUAUACAUACAUACAUACAUACAUACAUACAUACAUACACACAUAGAUACAUAUAUAAAUAUAUAAAAGGGUUUGUUUGUUCCGUGUGUCGUUAAGGGAAAAACAGAACUAUAAAAAAGAAAAAUUUAAAGAAAGGGACGGUGCAAUAUACAGAAAUAAGAAAGGACGAAAAAGGAAAGAGAACCAAAAAUUAAUCAAACGAAGAGAGAGAAAGAGAAAGAGAGAAAGUAAGAAAGAUCUGGGUAGAGAUUGGAAGAAAAGGAUUGUUGAUUCGUGUGAAAGGUUUGGUGGUAUUGAGUUGAGGUGGAGGGGACGUGAAAGAGGAAUUAGAAAAGGAGUGAUAGAAUGGGCAACAAGCUGUCCUGCAGCUGUGCUCCUCUUAUCAAAAAAUAUCGUUACGAUGAUUCCCCAUGGCAGACCGGAGCCAGGGGUGGAAUGGGCGGCGGUGGAGGGCGCAGGGGUGAUACUGGCCACUUGCUCAGGCUAUGGGCCGAAGUAUUCCAUGUGAGUGCCAGUGGAGCCGGGACUGUUAAAUGGCAGCAGAUCUCGGAGGAUUUAGUUCCUGUUAACAUCACUUGUAUCCAAGAUUCACCGGAAUGUGUUUUCCACAUAACGGCAUACAACAGUCAGGUCGAUAAGAUUUUAGACGUGCGGUUGGUACAACCAGGUACAAGGAUUGGUCAAGCGUCAGACUGUUUUGUUUAUUGGAAGGAUACUAUGACAAACGAUACAUGGGGCUUAAAUUUUACUUCCCCCAUAGAUGCUAAACAAUUUAGAGAAUGUUGCUCACCAUCGUUCAAGAUUUCAAGGAAAGCGUCCUCUUCUUACUCGUUGAAGCUCGAACCACCGAACAAGCAGAAAAUCAAGACUCGUCGAAAGCCUGUCUCUACUCCUGCAUCGCCCAGCAGAUCCAGGGAACCACAGUGUACGUGUAUGGCUUCUGAACAAUUUGCCAGAUUACGAAGUCAAGAUGCUAGAUAUCGUGGUUCUUGUGGUUCUUCGACGCUUCCAAGAACCAUGGCACGAUCAACGGAAAUGGAAAUGACACCUGGUCGUGAAAAAAUAACGGCGGCAACAUCGAGCGCAUCGUUAUACGAUAAUGUUAAUAACGCUAACGCAACUCCAGGAAAAACGUCGAAAACUAGCGAGACGAGUAAACCGAAAGAGAAACAAAAUGAAACGUGUCAGACAACACCUAAGACCGCGAACGUUGGUAUUGGUACGGUUACUGUUGGAUCUCAGAUCGACAGUCCGGAAGAAAAAGGUUCGGCUAUUUCGCCAAAGAAAUCGCAAAAAAAUCAAGACACGUCGACUCAACAGAACGGGACUGAAACGUUGAAAUCCGAAGGGACCCAAGCGGGUGGCACGUUGCAGAAUAAAACAUUACGAAAGGAGCAGCUUCAUCAUACCAAAUCCGCGGAUUAUACUGAACUGGAAAUGCAGAACGGUAACAUCUUCAAUAUCGUCAAUAACAACAACACCGGACGAAAAUUAAAAAGCAAGAGCACCGACGACAUGAGAAUCGAGAAUGCACAAAACGGCGGAAUCAGCUUAGAUUCUAAUACGCUGAAGAGAAUGUUGAAACCAAUGUCGAGCAUCGAUAGUCCCGUAACAUCACCCGAAAUGACGAGAAAGAGGCACAGUCAUCAUAGUUAUCAUUAUCAUCCGAGUAAUAAUAAUCAGAAGUAUGUUAUGCCGGAAGCUGAAAACGAGAAUUAUUCUCAUCCUUAUCGUGCACCGUAUAACAACAAGUUUCAAGCUUCUAGGAGCGUUCACGACAUGGGUCGACAAUAUCCUGGCGGCAGAGGCAGGACGUACUUAGAUUCGGAACGUAAUCGGUGCACAGGUGAUAUGUCCCCGCCUUCGGAUAACGUCAUUUUCGAUAAUCAAUGUUACGCGACAACACCGAGUUCUUCAAAUGGUAACUCGGAUAUGGAACAAUCAAACCAUUGCAACUCUCGUCGUUGCAACAGCGGCCAGACAUAUCAACAGCAAAAUAUGCAAUCGGUUUCGACACCUGGUAGCCCGACCAGCAGGCUUCUUUUAGAAUAUGAAAGACAUCUCAGGAAUACUCUGGCCAAGGGUAUGGAUGCUGAAAGUUAUAGUUUGCGUACGUUCGAAGCUUUGUUGACUCAAAGCAUGGAAAACCUGGAAUUGGCCGAGAACGUUUCUUUGAACGUUCAACGCACGCCCCACGUUUCCCGAAGACGAUUGAGUUCAAACAAAUCAUCGACGUUACCGGUGUCGUAUCGUUAUUGUAACGAAAGACAAAACAGCAAAGAUCGGGAUGGCUAUUACAGCGAUCGAAACGAGAUAAUAAGGGAAAAGAGAGAACGUGAGGUGGAUCGUGAUCGCGGGUACCUCAGCGAUUACAAUUCUCGAUGCGCCAGCUGUAUCGGGGAAUCGGCACGUGCUCAGUGGUUCAGGCAUUCGGAUGGUUGGCAAUCCGGAAGUUCGACUCUCGGUUCAGGUGCAUCCAGUUCAAUAAAUCCAGGUUAUUCGAUUCAUAAAAGAGAAUCUCCAUGGGAUUCAUUACCGUCUUUGAGACACGAAGGGAGUCUCAACGAUAGCGGUUACAAAUCAAAUCGUACGGAUUCCUUGGAGCAAAG